CAUUGCUCUCUCGCGUCUGAAACAACUGUCGUGAUGUUCCACGUGGCAUCAUGCCUCAUCGUUUCGUCGAUGUGCUCCACGUUUGUAAGAUCUCGUUUUACCUGAAGUGUAUAAAAGCUGAGAGAAUGACUCUUUUCAACAAGAGUUGUUAUGUUGUUAAAGUUGCAUAUGAGUAUCCCAGAGCAAAAGAAGAAGCCCAUAUCUGUCGCUUCUCUGUUAAACCCUUUUAUUGUAACUGCACUGAAUGUUUGGGACGAGCAUAGUAUGUCUCUAUCAACUUCGUCUUCCACCACGACAGAGACUCUGAAGAAUAUUGAUAACCAUACCAGAACAACUUGGAAACACACAACUGUGGGCCUUAUUCAAACAGUAACGACAACUUUAUCGCCACCAAACUGCGAAAGCAGCAACGUAGAUAUAUCACUUCGGUUAGAGGCAAAACGCUGCAGAAAAGACACACAGUUAGUAAAGAAGAACAGAAGAGGUCGUCUUCCUCUGCAUCCAGAAAUGUCUGCGGAAGAGCGUGCACUAUGGAGGAUUUAUAGAAAUAGACAAUCCGCAGCGAAAAGUCGUCAAAAGCAGAAAGAGCAUAUUCUGUACCUGGAGAAACUGUUGAAGAAUGCAGAAUUUUGCAAUCUAUUGUUGAACCGAACAUGUACAUUAUAUGCCAAUAUUAUUCAGCAGCUACAGCAGCAAGUUUGAGAAACUUGUCUUGAGGAGGUCACCUUAGUGUACCUGUUGAAAUUCUGAGUAACCAUCUAAUAGUUUGUUAGUAUCGUUCAGCAACCACUGUCACUACUAUCAGAUAAUGCUUUGUCCUGAGAAAAGUCUGCUCCUAAAAAUAAUAGACUUUGAAUGCCGAAAUUCUAUGCAAGAUACAAUGUCAUAUUAUCAAGAGAACCUUAACCUUAAAUUUGCCUAUUAAGGUUUCAUUCUAUCUCUUUCAUAUUCAUGUCAUUUCAUAGGUUAGUUUAGCAGCUAUGGCCAAGUCAAAUAUCAUCAUCAUGAGGAGGGAACAAGUAUAGGUUUAGCAAUCGUAGUUAUAUACUUGUAACUUUUUUUCGUAGUUGCUGUGUUCUCAAACAAUUGACAUAUCCAGUUUCAACAACGAUUUAUGAAAUUAACUCUGGCUUUAUAAACAAGUAAUCAAAACUUUACUUGAUUCAUUUGUAGCCAAAGAACACUAUGGCAUGCCAAGAACCAAACAGACAACUUAAUUGUUUUCUUCAGUUAGUUCACCUGUAAAAUUGACGUG
Messenger RNA from Galdieria sulphuraria, 1255 nucleotides. RefSeq lists its product as uncharacterized. The transcript has a single exon. Lineage: Eukaryota; Rhodophyta; Bangiophyceae; Galdieriales; Galdieriaceae. Gene Ontology annotation, molecular function: DNA-binding transcription factor activity. The coding region runs from base 151 to 702 and encodes 183 amino acids. The record is from RefSeq and is a predicted model, not a curated record. Gene Ontology annotation, biological process: regulation of DNA-templated transcription.